AUGUCAUUGGUGCAUCCUCAUCCGGGGGACCACGGUGGAGGUAGUAGUGGAACGAGUUUCGGCUUGGAUGCACGGACUCUUGAGAUCAAGACCAAGUCCAUCGAACACACAUUGGUGCCGCUAGUUUCUCAGAUCACCACUCUCGUGAAUUUCAAGGAAUCUUAUCUAACGAAUGGUAAGCCAAAGUCUGAGAGGGCGAUUCGUUCCGCUCUAAAGGUUGGUAGUGCUGUGGAAGCUGCUAUCGAGCGGUUUGUAGCCGUUGGAGAAACGAUUGCCGAUGAAAAUCCAGAUAUUCAACCGGAGAUGUAUGACGCUUGUCACGAAGCGCGGUUGGCCGGAACAUCAAUAGCCAAUCUCUCUUUCUGCUCUACAGAGGUGCCGGACGCUCCCAUUCUUGAUAAAAGUGUGCUUGUUCGUGCAAGUCGGCAAUUACUUAGCAGCGUCACGAGAGUAUUACUUUUGGCUGAUAGAGUUCUAGUGAAGCAUAUUUUACGAGCUGAAGACAAGGUGGCUUAUUCUCUUUCUCGACUAGAAGUUUGUCGAUCCUUUACAGAGUUUGUUAAAAUUUUCGCAGAGUUUGGUGGUGAAAUGGUUGAUUUAGCUCAUCGGUCCGGCGACAGACAACACGAUCUGAAAAGCGAGAAAAGAAAAGCUCAGAUGGGUGUUGCGAGAACCUCUUUGGAAAGGCAUACAAUGCUAUUACUGACAUCGUCGAAGACACUUUUGCGACAUCCGGAUUCGAAAAGUGCUCUUCAGUGCAGAGAUGGAGUGUUUGAUCAAGAAAUGCUUGAGAUGGUCCGAAUGACAUUUAGAGUGGGAGUAGGAGUUAGAGAACGACUCAUUGGGGCUUUGGAUGCGCUUUGCGAAAUGACGCAGGAUUUUACUGAUUCCGCGUAUACUCCUCACCAUCAUCGGGAACAAAUUUUGGAUUUCUUGGAAGAAUGUCGAUUUGAAAUGACAAAUCUUAUUCUACCAGAGGAAGAUUCUUCUGAUCAUUUACGUUCCGACAGCAUUGAUGUUACGGUUGAGCGGUUAAAUAGACGCUUGAAAGAUCUUGGCAAGCAACUGCAAAUUGUUGCAAUGGACCAUGUUUCCGAAACUUUACGGGCAAAUGAGGACCAAGUGCUAUUGUCAUCUAUAAAAGCGUGUGCUGUUGCGGGUGACAUCGAUGGGGUUGAGAGAUAUAUGGAUAAAUUCAGAGAGCACGCUGAACAUAUGCAAGAGGUAUGUCGUCUGUUACACCACAUUUCCUUAACGGACGCGCUCCAUGUUAAUACCGGGCAUUGUGAACGUAAUAUGCGCUCAUUAGCACCUUUGGUUAACGAUCUCUCACGCCUUGCUAAGGAGUCAGAUUCCGCUGCUUGUGGACGUGUUGCAGCCGAGAAGCAAGCCUACAUGUCGCUUCCUCGACCAGGGGUGAGCAGUGGCGAUUCAUCAUCUUCGUUACCGCGGUUUAAUGGCUCACGUUACGUCCCUUUUCGAUUUUUUAAGCACUCAUUAGAGUCGCAAACAGUAACACGUCUCUUGUGUGACUCGGAUGACUCCAUGUCUAGUGCCUCUAUAGAAAAUCGCGAGAAUCAUCAAAAUCGCAAUGCAGUUUUAUCACAAGGUGGUGAUGAGCUCAGUUCAACGGCCUCCGCAGCUAGCGAGGAUCGCAAAGCGUUCGAGUAUCGUAUAAGUUUAAUCCUUGAUGAUUUGCGGAGCAAACACGGAACCACUUCAAAGCCAUCUAAACCGAUCACACUGGACAUUGAGGCGAUGUCAUCAAUGGCGUAUAAUAUGUAUCUAUUCACUAGGGGAGAUGGUCCUCUUAAAACAACUCAUGAUCUAUUCACCCAAGCAGAAUUCUUUGCAGAACAGGCAAACAAGAUGUACAAAACAGUACGGGAAUUUAGUUAUGAGGCAACAAAAAGUCGAAUAAGGGAAUUGUAUGGAACUAGAUAUGUGGAUAUGCAGGUGCCUGCAUCGGCAGAAAAAAGCGAACUGUCAACGAUACUCGAAAGGAUUCCGGUUCACUGUCAACAACUUCAGGUCCUCGUUAAAAGCCCGACCGUUGGGAAAUCGGCGACAUUUGGAAAGGUAGAUUCCGUGAUACAGGAGACGAAGAACUUAAUGAACGAGAUCGCUAAGCUCGUCACCUCAUCCUUUGUCUGCGCUACUAAGUACGAAAUCGAGUUCCGCGGUGGAUCUAUACCUCGAGUGGUUGGCGAUGGUGGAGCUGAACUGCGUACUUCGAGAGAGUCGACGGUUUGGAGACGAACUCCGAGCAUUAGACGAACAGCACCUCCUCCUGUCAAUUAUCAUCAACACUAG
Molecule: messenger RNA, 2313 nt
Organism: Angiostrongylus costaricensis
Lineage: Eukaryota; Metazoa; Nematoda; Chromadorea; Rhabditida; Metastrongylidae
Source: the annotation of a GenBank genome assembly